Lactuca saligna is the source of this 549-nucleotide messenger RNA. The record is from the annotation of a GenBank genome assembly. Lineage: Eukaryota; Viridiplantae; Streptophyta; Magnoliopsida; Asterales; Asteraceae.
AUGUCCGACCAAAUACCCUUUCAUAUUCAAGAGGAAAUCAUCAAAAGGCUUCCUGUCAAACCAUUGCUUCAGUUUAGAUCGGUCUCAAAAGCAUGGAAGUCUUUGAUCGACAGCUCCGAGUUUAUUGCUGCUCACAGUAGCCAUCACACUCAUCCGCAACAUCUACUUGUAAGGUAUCAAGAUCGGAUAAACUCUAAGAAACAAUAUGUUUCUUUUGUCGACGAUGACACUUUCCUGAAACAUAGGUUUGUUCUAACUCUUCCACUCUCCGUUCAAAUACUUGUUCUUCCAAGACACGUCGGUAGCUCUCACGGCUUGUUGUGUUUGUACGAUAGUUAUCUGGCUGUUGUAUGGAACCCUUCGAUUAGAAAAUCGAUUGCAGUUCAUGUGCCUAAUGAGAAGUGCGUGCACCACGAAACGGUUGUUGGUUUUGGUGUUUGUCCAGUCACUAUUGAUCCUAAGAUCAUCAAGAUUACACAAUUUAGUUCGUGGUACUGGAACGAAACGGAAAUGAACCACCCUUUGAAGGUUGAAGUUUUUAUACGAUGA